UACCGAUACCACUGUGCCGAUACUAUCGCCCAUCGGCCAUCACUAGGUUGAGCACUAUGAGUACUCUUCAUUGAUUGAAAGAAAAUUGAAAAUUAUUUGAUUGAUUAAUCGUCGUAUAAUCGACUUCAUUUGGGGACUUGAGUUUUGAAAUAUCACAUUCUGAAAUCGCCUAGAACAUUUUUUAAAAAAUUCUGUUCCAAAAUGCAAAGUUAUAAAAAUUUGGAGGAAUUGUUGCGAGAGACGGCUUGCUUGGGGGACGUGGAGAAGGUUGGUGUGUUGGUCCGUGCGAAGGUUGAUGUAAACUCCCGAAAUUCAGUCAAUGGAUGGACUCCACUACACUGGGCUGCCAGGCGAAACCAUAAGGAUGUUGUAACCUAUUUAUUGCAGCAUGGUGCCAAUCCAAGCAUUCGCUCAUUUAAAGAUGAACUUGCAGCUGAUGUAACCCAAAGUGAGGAUAUCAAAUUUCUUUUGUUAAGUGAAGAAGGAAAUGAUACAAAGAAUUGCAGUUCAAAUUAUAAUGCAGUGGAGCUUUCAAACUUGGAAAGUUGCACACCAAAAGAGAAAAUCACUAAAUUUGUCCCAAAUUAUCUCUUAAACCCUGCAUUCCCUUAUUCUGAAAGUCCAAAAGAUUUUGCUACUAGAAUUGGCAUCCAGAAGAUGGGUCUUGCAACACAAGAUUGUGGUUUGCCAAGUUCAGACCAAAUCACAUUCAAUGGUAGCAUGUCACCAUGCAAUGAUGCUGACAAUGUCGAAGUGGUGACCUUGGACAAAAUGUGCACUACAGCUGUGAACAAUUCUGCAUUAGUCCUGAAGUGUCGUAUUGCUGACUCUGAAGAGAGAGAUUUUAUUGAAAUUGAACUGGAUCAAAAGUGCGUAAAGUAUGAAGCAUUGAAAGAAACCUGUGCUGCCGAAUUGAAUGUUGACCUAACAAAGUUGAAAAAGAUUAGAAAGCUGCCCAACACAAUAAUAAGAAAUGAUAAAGAUGUCAAACGGCUAGUUCAGUAUCAGGAAUUAGAGAUAGUUUUACAAUAAAUA
Messenger RNA from Dendronephthya gigantea, 1035 nucleotides. RefSeq names its product ankyrin repeat domain-containing protein 40-like. The record is from RefSeq and is a predicted model, not a curated record. Lineage: Eukaryota; Metazoa; Cnidaria; Anthozoa; Malacalcyonacea; Nephtheidae. Bases 202 to 1032 code for a protein of 276 amino acids. The transcript is spliced from 2 exons. Gene Ontology annotation, molecular function: protein binding.